Messenger RNA from Eucalyptus grandis, 1721 nucleotides. RefSeq names its product la-related protein 6A. The transcript has 11 exons. The record is from RefSeq and is a predicted model, not a curated record. Gene Ontology annotation, molecular function: mRNA binding. Bases 99 to 1253 code for a protein of 384 amino acids. Gene Ontology annotation, cellular component: nucleus. NCBI's taxonomy places the organism in Eukaryota, Viridiplantae, Streptophyta, Magnoliopsida, Myrtales, Myrtaceae. Gene Ontology annotation, biological process: RNA processing.
ACUUGGAAAUCGAGAGAGAGAGAAGGAAAAGGGCGGGAUCGCUCGCUCGCUCCCCACCGACCGAGUCCCCUCCUCCUCUCUCUCGUCCGCCCUUCACCAUGGCCCCGGAAGGCGAAGCGGAGCCCCCCGCCGCCGCCGCCACCGCCGCCGCGGGCGACGGCGAGGAGGUGGAGCUUCUGCUGCCUCCGCCGCCGCCGCCCCUGCCCGAUCCUGCCUCCGUCGGAUCCCCGGAGGAGAAGGCCUCGAGGGACCUAUCGCCGUCUUCUGACGACGACGCCAAUCCCGAUCAUGGCAACGAUGAGGGCCUUGCUCAGGCCGCCGCCGCCGCCGCCGCCGAUGAUCUCAAGCAGAAGAUCAUCAGGCAGGUGGAGUAUUAUUUCAGCGAUGAAAACUUGCCCACUGAUAACUACAUGAUGGGUUGGAUUAAGAAGAACAAACAAGGAUUCGUUCCUAUUGGGGUAAUUGCUUCUUUUAGGAAAAUGAAGAAGCUAACCCAAGAUCAUUCAGUUGUCGCAACUGCACUGAAAGAGUCUACAUUUUUGGUUGUGAGUCCAGAUGAAAAGAAGGUGAAGCGGCUUCAUCCUUUUCCAAGCACAGAGGCUCUGGAUCCAAAGUUAUGUACUGUUCUGGUGGAGAACCUACCAGAAGAUCACUCAGUGGAGAACCUUGAGAGAAUUUUUUCAGAAGUUGGAAAGGUGAAGAGUGUCUCUGUCCACAAUCCAAGUGCUGUAGAAGAGCCCAAAAAGCAUGGCAAGCCAGAAAAACUUCAUAGCACCAAGUUACAUGCUCUCAUAGAAUAUGAGACUGUUGAAGCUGCUGAGAAAGCGGUUGCUGCUUUGAAUAAUGAAGAGGACUGGAGGAAUGGCAUGCAUGUCAAGAUUCUUAAGCGCAUGGGCAAGCAAGGGCAGAGAAAAAUAAACUGGAGGGUUACUGUAUCUGAGAGGAAUGGUUCUGCUCAUUUAUUCAAUCAAGUUGGUGUUGAGGAAGAUCACAAGUUAAGUGAGCAUCAUGAUAGUGUGCCUGAUGAAGAGGAUGGCGACCGUAUUCCCAAGGACAAAAAUGGGGAUAGAAGCCGAAACCAUGGGCGACCAAAGAGAUACAAUCAUCGCGGGAUGAAUGGAUAUGGGCAUGGAACUACAACUUCUACACACAUUGUUGAGCCCUCAAAACCUCCUUCAGGCCCAAGAAUGCCUGAUGGAACAAGAGGAUUCACCAUGGGACGUGGGAGACCUCUGGUCCCUGAUCUAAGUUAAGCAGAUCUACUGUCAUAUGGAGUGAGUUAUAAGGCUCAUGCUCAGUUAAUUCAUUGCUCAAAGAUUUGAUUGAAUGUUUCCAGUGUGGUUGUGGAUGUACGGUGGAUUCAUUGUGCAAAAGAGAUGAUGCUGUGCAUUCAUGUUUUGUGAGCAAAGGGAUUCUAAUUUAGUAGUAAGAAAAUUCGGUCUCCUGAGCAGCUUUUGCUGUAGCUUCUGAUAUUGGGACUUCAUUGUUAGCUUGUGACAAAGACUAGAGUCGCAAGUGUUUUCUUGGUUGGUGAUCGGAAACUGUAACUUAUGUAGUUUAUGUAAAGUGGCAUAGAAAAAAUGUGGAGAAUGAUAUUGGAGGUCUUUAAAGAGACCUGGGGGUUAUAAACAAGGAACACCCCCGAUUUUUGUAGCCUGGUUUUGUUGACCUCUGCAUUUGUUGAUAAAUAAUGCCAUUAUGGGUUUUGGUGUUGUUUCUAA